Messenger RNA from Ictalurus furcatus (blue catfish), 7060 nucleotides. RefSeq names its product SKI2 subunit of superkiller complex (gene skic2). Gene Ontology annotation, cellular component: Ski complex. Gene Ontology annotation, biological process: nuclear-transcribed mRNA catabolic process, 3'-5' exonucleolytic nonsense-mediated decay. NCBI's taxonomy places the organism in Eukaryota, Metazoa, Chordata, Actinopteri, Siluriformes, Ictaluridae. Bases 1075 to 4824 code for a protein of 1249 amino acids. Gene Ontology annotation, molecular function: RNA helicase activity; ATP binding; RNA binding. The transcript has 29 exons. The record is from RefSeq and is a predicted model, not a curated record.
AGGACUGCAGGGAGGGGGUAAAAUAUAGAGUUAAUUAUUUUUAACCAUCACAACAAACUGAACUAACCCACAGUUAAUACUUUAGCAAGCUAGUGAGCUGUGAGAAGUGUUUUCGGUUGUGAGCUAGCUCGGGAACACUGCGGAAUUUUGUGCUACGUUUUAGUUCAAAAACAAAAAAAAGUUAAACUUUUUUUAUGUUUUAGCUGUCAAUAUAUACUUUUGCACUGGUUGCUACAAAUAUUAUAUUGCAAAAGACUGUACUUAAAACAUAUACAUAAAUGUUUGUUACUUCAAAUCUCUCCUGGACGCAGGAUUGGGAAUCGCACUGUUUGAACGUCAUUCGACGCAUAGAUAUGACGUAAUCUGUUGUCGUUUGUUCAUACUAGUCAUAGUGAGCGGAAUUGGUUUGCCACUACGCGGUUAAUCUGGUUUUAAUAAAUGUUAUAACGUUUAAAAUGGCGUGUCUGGGUUCUUUUUAUUUUUUAUUUUUUAUUUUUAUUUUUUAUUUAUUUGUUUAUUUAUUUUACACAAAAAAACAGGUGCUGUGUGUGUUUUAAUUUAAAUUUAAAUUUAAAUUUAAUUUGAAUCAAAAUAAUUCAUAAUUAAACAUGAGACAUAGCACAGAGCUCUGUGUUUGCUGAGUUUGGUUUGGUGCGUGAAAUAAUGAACUCUCUUUCUUGUUUUAACUCUUUAUUCUGUGGCAUAGUGUGCACCUUAGUAAAAGUCUACUUUUGUUUAUAAGUAGCAUUUAAAAAAAAGUCUUUUCUUCUUCUUUUUUUUUUUUUUAGAAAUAUGUACAGUGUGAAUGAAAAGCAUGUUUUUGUUUAAAGUGUUAAAAAACACUUUUGUUGAAUACAUGCAAGCUAUUAUUAUUAUUAUUAUUAUUAUUAUUAUGGAUAGUAGUAGUAAUAUUAAUAUUAUUAUUAUUAGUAGUAGUAGUAGUAGUAGAAGAAUUAAUAUUAGUAUUAGUAUUUGCAUGUUAACGUACUUUGAAAACGAACUUCCGGGGCGUCACUUCCUGUUCAUGCGUCGUUUGUUUUCUGCAACUUCAGUGACUGAGAGCAGCAGUUUGGGAUGGAGAAGAUAGACUUGCCAGCCCCUGGUCCUGAUGAUCUUCCCCUGGCCCUGCUGGAGAUGGGCUGUUCAGGGAAGUUUGAGCUCCUCACACACCCACAGCCCAGACACACACCCUUCCCUGCACAGAGCACGCUUCCUCAUGGGCUUCCUCCAUUCAGUCUGGACCUGAAGAUGGAGGUAGAGAAACGUUUCCUGCGGGAUCCCGCGUGGAUGCCCAUACAUGAUACAACAGACGCCUUCCAGAAGUUUCUUAAACUGACUAAAAAGGACAGACAAGUGGACUCACUGUUGCAGUGUUCGCUGUCUCCUCUGCACUCGGGCCUGUCUGUAGUGAGAGAUCCCACCACUGGCAUGCUGUUGGAUUUCACAGAGGUGUUACUGGAGCACACCGGCUUGUCGGCGAAGAACUCUUUAUCCAUGCAACGGCAGCCUGGACCUCCAUCUGAGAGCCUGAGAGGCAGCAACACCAACUACCCCUUCCUACCAGGUGGUAUGGAGGAGCUGACGUUAGAGCAGAUAAAGGAAAAGUCCGAGUUGGAGGAGGACAUUGACUUUGAGAAUGAUUUACUGACGGUGCCUCCGGGGCUGAAAACCGGCAUGAACUUCAGUAACAAAGAAGCCAAAACUACGAAAGGAGACGUGAACCUGCUGUCCCUGCUAUCUACGUUUGAUGAUAUAAUCGAACCUGUGCCUGAGGAGAAAGAGAGAGGCUCAGGAAGUGGAGAGGAGUCCAAACUCCACAGAACGAACAGCCUCGAGGAUCUGGGCAUUAAGGACACGCUGCCGGCUCCUGCUCCCGCUGCAGCUUCGUCACCGAGCAAGACAGAUGGAGGAAUACAGAAAAGCAGGGAAGAGAAGAAGGAAAGGAAGUGGGCUGUGCCCGUGGACAUCAAAUCUCCGUGUGAGGAUUUCUACAAACGGAUCCCCAAUCCUGCUUUUAAGUAUCCGUUUGAGCUGGACGUGUUUCAGAAGCAGGCUAUCCUCAGGCUCGAGGCUCACGACUCGGUCUUUGUGGCUGCUCACACCUCGGCGGGCAAGACUGUGGUGGCCGAGUACGCCAUAGCGCUCUCGCAAAAACACAUGACCAGAACCAUCUACACGUCCCCCAUUAAAGCUUUGUCCAAUCAGAAAUUCCGCGACUUUAAGAACACGUUUGGUGACGUCGGGCUUUUGACUGGAGAUGUUCAGCUAAACCCUGAGGCCUCCUGUCUCAUCAUGACCACUGAAAUAUUGAGGUCUAUGUUGUAUAACGGAUCAGAGGUCAUUCGCGACCUGGAGUGGGUAAUAUUCGACGAGGUUCAUUACAUCAAUGAUGCGGAGCGGGGGGUUGUGUGGGAGGAAGUGCUCAUCAUGCUGCCUGAACAUGUUGGCAUUAUUUUGCUCAGUGCUACAGUGCCCAAUGCAGUGGAGUUCAGCGAAUGGAUCGGGCGUAUCAAGAAGAGGCCGAUCUACGUGGUCAGUACGGUGAAGAGGCCGGUGCCACUGGAGCACUUCCUCUACACAGGAAACAGCACCAAGACCCAGAAAGAGCUCUUCCUCCUGCUGGAUGCUACUGGAGCUUUCCUCACCAAAGGGUACUACGCGGCUGUGGAGGCCAAAAAGGAGCGCACCAGUAAACAUGCCCAGUCUUUUGGUACGAAGAAGGCAUCACAGAACACCACACCAAAUCAGGACCGGGCCAUAUGGCAGACGCUGCUCAACUUCCUGUCAGAGAGGCAGCAGACUCCGGUGGUGGCGUUCACCUUCUCGCGCACACGCUGUGACGACAACGCUCGCUCGCUCACCUCUCUGGACCUGACCAGCUCGGUGGAGAAGAACGAGAUCCACUCCUUCUUCCAUAAGAGUCUGAGCAGGCUGAGAGGAGGAGACCGACAGCUCCCUCAGGUCCUGCUGAUGAGGGACUUGCUGAAGAGAGGCGUUGCCGUGCACCACAGCGGCAUCCUGCCGAUCCUGAAGGAGGUCAUCGAAAUGCUUUUCUCUAGAGGCCUUGUAAAAGUUCUAUUCGCCACCGAAACGUUUGCGAUGGGUGUGAACAUGCCGGCCAGGACCGUGGUGUUCGACAGCAUCCGCAAACACGAUGGAACUGGAUUCAGAAACCUUCAUCCUGGUGAGUACAUACAGAUGGCGGGGAGAGCAGGCAGAAGAGGCCUGGAUGCUACAGGCACGGUCAUCAUCCUCUGCAAGACUGGAGUUCACGAAAUGGCGGACCUGCACACCAUGAUGCUGGGAAAGCCGACGUUGCUGCAGUCCCAGUUCAGGCUGACUUACACCAUGAUCCUCAACCUGCUGCGAGUCGAGGCCCUCCGAGUCACCGACAUGAUGCGCAGGAGCUUCUCGGAGAACCACAGGGACACGCAGACUAAUGAGAGGAGGAUAUCCGAGUUGAAAAGUGAGCUUUCCUCUCUCCCACCUCUUGACACAGAGGGUCAGUUAUCUGAUCUGCUCUCAUAUUACCACACUUUGACAGAGCUACGCAUUACAACAGAAGCCCUGCAGCAAGCAGUGAUGGAGUCGGUGAACGGAAUGAAGGCCUUGUCAGUGGGACGGGUCGUCGUGGUCAACAACGCUCAGCACUUCAACGCCCUGGCUGUCCUCUUACAGGUGUCCACUGACUCGGUGAAUCGGACAUUCACUGCCCUCAUCAUUUGUGAGAAAGGCAACGAAGAAGCAGCAGGACCCGUUCAGAACAACCGGGUGUUCACACACCUUCACGACACCAGCCUUUUCACCCCAGAGGGUCCCUGCAGUCACACGGUGCAGAAGCUGAGGCCGCAGGACAUUUCUGCAAUCACAGUUAAGACCCUGAAAGUCAUCCCAGAGAGGAUUAUCGAUAACUAUAACAAGAGACAGCAGCCCCGCUUCAGACUGGAUCCACCUGGUCAAGCCAUUUCCACUGCAACUCAGGAGCUCCUGCGAUUGGCCGAGGCCAACCAGAACGGCAUCGCGACCCUCGACCCCGUGAAUGACCUCCACCUGAAGGGUGUGGAUGUGGUGGAGGGUGUGAUGAGGCAGCGAGUCCUUCAGGACAGCCUCAAAGACUUCCACUGCACCCACUCACCCACCUUCACUGAGCAGUUUGCACGUGUGCAGGAGCGGAUGAAACUGCAGGAAGAGCUGGACAAACUGCUGUACUUGAUCUCGGAUCAGUCACUGACUCUGCUGCCUGAGUACCACCAGAGGAUUAAGGUCCUGGAGGCUCUGAACUACAUCGACGGUAGCGGAGCGGUGCAGCUGAAGGGUCGAGUGGCAUGUCAGAUCAGCAGUCAUGAGCUCCUUCUCACAGAGCUGCUGUUUGAGAACACGCUGAGUCCUCUGGCCCCGGAGGAGAGCGCCGCCCUGCUGUCCUGCCUCGUGUUCACACAGAACACUCAGAUAGAACCGCACAUCCCCAACACAAUCCAAGAGGCGAUCGAUCGGGUGCUGGGCGUGGCUCAGCGUAUCGGGGAGCUACAGCGCGACUGCGGCCUCGCUCAGACCACCGAAGACUUCGUGUCCCAGCUUAAGUUUGGCCUGACUGAGGUGGUGUACUGCUGGGCCAGAGGAAUGCCCUUUGCGGAGAUCGCCCAGCUGACAGACGUGCAGGAAGGGACGGUGGUGCGCUGCAUUCAGAGACUGGACGAAGUCCUGAAGGAGGUUAGACAAGCGGCCCGAAUCGUAGGUGAUUCGGUUUUGGGCAGCAAGAUGGAGAGAGCAUCGCUGGCCAUUCGCAGAGACAUUGUCUUCACGGCGUCUCUUUACACGCACUGAGAGAGUGCGUGCUUCAGGGAUGGCUGUGUGUGUGUGUGUGUGUGUUUACAUAAAGAUCCACAUGCACUGUUGAAGGAGAAAUGGAGAAAAGGAGAAAAUCGUUUUCCAUCUGUACUUAUUAAAGAUGGCACCUCAGAGCAACGAAGACAGCUGAAGAUGAAGACUAAAUCCAUAUGAUUACAGGUUUGAAGUGUGUCCAGACAUGUUUACAUUUUGUACGUGUCUGUCUGUGAUAGAGUAACGCAGUGAUGUCUGAUGAAUUGGAAGUCAAAGACAAAGCCAGUCAUGGCCUGUAAUUUAUUGUACAGUAUUCAAACCCACUGUAUGUAAAAUGAGCGAUAGUCCUCUCCACAGCACUACAUGUCAACUCUAGUAAAACGAAUACAGCUAGGUGACGCGGCUCCUAAUGAACAUUACACGGACUGUCUUAUAAAGUGAAAUCUCACUUUUUAAAAAAAAAAAAAAAAAAAAGAGACCGUGAUUUAAGGAUGGAACUGAAAUUGAUUAUUCAUGAAUUCACAGCACACGAUAUUCUCCGUCAUGACAGUGCAGUAGAAAUUGCUCUUAAGCCUUCUAAAAUAGCACUUUCUCUGAUCACGUAGCAGCUUUUCACAGAACGUCCUGCAACACAAAUCCAUCGGUGUAGCGUAACGUUACGCUCGGAUCGAUUUCGGAAUUCCUCGUCGUCACACUUUACUUCCAUACCUAGUACACCGUCACACUCCUAAUAAUCAUGUUAUUCAUCAUCGUUUUUUUUUUUUUUUCUUUCGUACAGCAAUAUCCUUGGCCGACGAAACAGUCCAAGACGUGCUAGCUCGUCUCUGUCAACAUCAAUAUGCAUUCGGCUGUAUUAUAAUCGUCAGAUCACAGAUGCAUGUAGUCUGCGUGUUUGCUGACUCCCCCCGCUUUUGGUAGAGAUUCUUUUCUGAAAUUGAAAUCUCUUUUUUUUUUUUUUUUUUUUUUUUUGAAAGCAGCUGUAACCCACUAAUGUUCCUAGACAGUAUAUCGGCGAGCUAACGCGACUUCACUCAAUACUAGACAAGCUGAUUUCAAUAAACCUUUUACAAGAAUACACAUGAAUUGUUUUGCCACAAGACUGGAUUGUUUUCAGCGUUUUUCAUUGUAGCUUGGGAAUCGUGUAUAUCUACAAACCGACUGUAUGAAUGUGUGUGUUUGAGAAUGGUGAGCUGAGAUCUCUGCAGUAACCGGUAACCAAAUAUUACUUGUGUGUUGGACCAUUCUCAGAGCCUCGGUUAUAUUGACGGGAGCAACAUGGGUAGUGUUGAUUGGGGUUUAAAACAUCUCAAUGUCACUCCUGGGUUAUGAAUAGUCCACCGAUCAAUAAUAUCCAGCCAUCCCUGCUUUCCUCCCACCUCCUAAAAACAUGCUAGUACAUUAGCAAUUAGGGUACCGAAUUGUACUGUACAGACGUUUCUUUGUCACUGGGUUGGUACCAUCAAGAGUGUACAUACCUUUUUAGUAUGUAUCUUUAUACCCUUAAAUAAUUGAAGGUACAUAGGGGUCAUGAAACCUCCCUCUUUCAGCUCAAGUCUACCUCUCAAUGUUUUUGAAAAAUGCAGCUUAAAUGGGUGUGGAUGGCUGUGCGAAGAAGGGAGGGGAGUGGGUGUGGCAGGGGAAGAGGAGGGGGGGCAAGCCUUCAGAACACUCAAAAAUAAAUAAAUAAAAAGAUGGAUAGUGACACAAUUUGCAGAUGAGGCAGAGGACGUCUCUCCUCCUGAAUCCCCAGGGCUAAAUGGAGACAUAAUAGAUAGCAGUGCAGGUCCUCUGCCCUAUCUAUUUAAACCAUUACCCCUGGCGUGACUAUGGAGGAAAACAUCAAAUAAAACCAUAGGCAGCACGGAUGGGAGGAGUUUCGGAAUGGUAGCUAGCUAAUAGACUGAAGCUUUUCAUGAAUACAAAGGCGAAGGCUCGUCCCUUCAACACGGACUCUCGUUGUAUAGUUUUGCACUCGAUGGUCCGUGGAGUUUUAAGCGGUUUAAUUAGCUCAAAAGGUAAGUAAAACGGUCAUGGUUAAAAUUCAACACAUACCUCAUUUGAAGGGAUGGAAAAGUCCUCGGGACUGAGUACCGCAUCAUUGUGUAGACGCAAACUGCUUUCAUGAGCAAGUCCGAAGUCCACGUUUCUCCAAUUCUCGUAGCUCUCCCGAGAAAACACACUCGAACUCUUACACCACUGAAACAAACACCCGCGACCCGUUUGAACGCAUGUCAUCUAA